This is a messenger RNA of Coprinopsis cinerea okayama7#130, 2568 nucleotides long. RefSeq lists its product as hypothetical. The coding region runs from base 1 to 2568 and encodes 855 amino acids. Lineage: Eukaryota; Fungi; Basidiomycota; Agaricomycetes; Agaricales; Psathyrellaceae. The transcript is spliced from 2 exons. The record is from RefSeq and is a predicted model, not a curated record.
AUGGCUGAGCCCGCUGGCCAUUCUUUGCGUGCUGGCACUGCUGUCGGUUUCCUACAUCACUGUUCGCCUGUUCAGGUCCUCAAAGCUGGCUGGAUACCUGGCUUCGAGGAUAUACAAGAAAGACAGCCUACCCACUGCGUCGGCUACGUCGACGGCAACGACGACCAAGGCAAAGACGAACACGAGUCGAUCAUGGUCACAACGCGCUCGGAAACGAUAUCGGGAUUGGACGACUUCCAUGUUUCUCCGCUUCAAGCUUCUUCUACCGAAAUGGGGCCUCAUGCAGCCGCAAAGCGAAAGGAGAAGGUCUUGCCGUUGGUGGAUUUGGAUGAUGUAGGGGUUUCUAAUCCACAGAUUGGGGUAUACCUCGAGUCCUCAAAUGCGUCGGCGUGUCCGACGCCUGAAAUGCCACCUCGACGACUCGCUUCGCCUGCUCCGAGACCACACUUCCACGAUACACCCCCGCUCACUGCCACCUCGGCUCCGACCAGCUUCAACUCUCCUGCCACUCCUCCAUUGCCGCUUGUUGACCCCUUCUCGCCGUUUGCGUCCCCAGAGAGGACGAUCAAGGGGAAGGAGAAAGAGUUGGUGGAUGUGUCGAGUUCGUACGCGUACUCGCAACCACUCGUUCAGCAUGCUUCGUCCCCUGGGGUGAUUUAUCCGCAUAACCGGCCCAGCACACCGUCUCCAACCCAAAACAACCCACGGUUCUUGUCGACUUCCCCGGUCGCCCCUCGAAGGACAAAGAGUCUUGGUGGCUUUACGGUCAAGAAGGUGGGGAGUGGAGGUCAACGACCUGUUGGGUUAGAGGGAGGAGGAGGAAAGUUUGUCCCGGGAUCAUUUGGGGCGCCGAUGCUGCUUUCUUUGGGGGAGAAGUCCAAGGCUCGUUCGGAGCUUUUGAUUGAUUUUGGGUUUGAGGAAGAGGAGGUGGCGGGGGUGAAGGAGUCGUAUAACCUUGUGGAUUUGGGGGAGGAUGCUGCUACUGCGACUACUCUGGCUCCGACGCCUACGGCGUUUGGUUUUGGGAAUGGGUACCAAGAAGAAGAGGAGGAAGUUAGGCUUGUUGAUGUGUCGCCACAUAGGCCGACUGUACGCCUCGAAAAUGACCUUUGGAUCACUUCGCCGGAGCCGCUUUGGAAUGACUUGGAGUUGCAGGUGGAAGAGGGAAGGGAACAGGAGGAGGAAUUGUUGGUACUGGAUGCUGAAAACGAACCCAUGAUGGACGCUAUGGAGGAGGGCAGAUUGGUUGAUGUUGAACCUGUGGCCGUUCCAGAAGAGAAGGAGAUUGUUCCUCAAUCGAUUCCAGCAGCUGAAGAUGGCGACGUGGACCUUUUCGACAACCCCUUCAGCGACCCUGAAGACUCCCCGUCCAGCGAAGACUCGUUCGAGCUCACCACACAAGAAGACGAGGCGUUUGUUCAGGAAACCGUUGUCACCCCUCAACCAAUUUCAGACCCUCUCACAGGAGAUGACGUCGAGGAAGACCCUGCUCCUGGGCCAAGUCCAGCAUCUACCAUGUCGGUUCUAUGUGAUGAGGGAAGUGAGGUCGAGUUUUCUGACCCAGAAGAUCUACCACUCCCUUCGGACGCUAUUCUCCUCCCUCUCGACUCUGAAUCCGACUUCCCAGAUCCAGACCUUCCCGAGCUGCCUCCCGUUCAGGAGCAUCCCAUCCAAGAACCGACUCCAGCUCUCGUCAACCCCGACCUUCUAUUGGCCAUCGCGUCGGUUGCUCACCAAGAGACUGUCAAGAUGGAAACUCCUGUUGUGGCGGAGAGAAGACCAAGUUUUGCACAGAUUCCUACCCCUCCUGAUUCACCCCCGACCUGGCGACGCUCGAUGAGCCUGGAAAGGAGUUCAUUCGAGGAGGAGCGUCUCCCGACCAAGGAGGUUGAGGCCGAACCCAACACGGAGUCAUCGAGUGCAGUCUCCGAAGAGGAUCUCAUUCCAGAACAAGAACGGGAGGACGACCACAGCCCUGAAACCGACUUAUCGGACUCUGAUGAGGAUCCCUCUGAAGAGGACAACGUGAGCCAUCCUGUAGUCGAUUCGUCGAGCGCAACUUCGGCGGACGAGCACGUUUCUGAGGCAGAGGACUCGGAUAGCGCCGCACCUCCUGCAUGGUCAGUGAGGGCUGCCGAAGCACCCCGCCUCGGUGUAGUUGCAUCGACGCCCUCCAAACCCGUUCCAGAGCCUACAGCCACUGUCAAACCCAAGGCCUCAGAGGAAGCCACACCAUCACCACAGGAAACCGAUUCUGAGGAUGCUUUCGAUUCGCUACCUGGCUCGUUCCCUGAAUCGAAGGAGGAACCAGCUGCCGAAUCUUCUUCAUCAGAGACAAGCUCUCAAACCAUCAGCCCAGCUCGACCCAGGGCGACAUCCGUUUCAUUUGCGUCUACAAUCUCCACGUUGACACGUAGGAGGCGACCGUCUCCUUUGGAUGUUGCUCUUGCCAUGCAAAUGAGGCCUGGCCUUGGAGCAGGAGCUGAUCCCGCGUUCAUGGUGCGUUUCCUCAUGGCUGCGUUUGGUUGGCUGGUCGUUGUGGUUAGCGGAAACAUUGAUGAUCUCUGA